This is a messenger RNA of Emiliania huxleyi CCMP1516, 780 nucleotides long. RefSeq lists its product as hypothetical. Bases 1 to 780 code for a protein of 259 amino acids. The transcript is spliced from 7 exons. The record is from RefSeq and is a predicted model, not a curated record. Gene Ontology annotation, molecular function: S-adenosylmethionine-dependent methyltransferase activity. Lineage: Eukaryota; Haptophyta; Isochrysidales; Noelaerhabdaceae.
AUGAAGGCGUACCAGGCAGAGCUGCUGGCGUGUGGAGCCGCCAACAGCGCCGCGCUCGCCACGGUGUUUGGGCGUGCCGAGGAUCACGGCGCCGACCGUCUCCGCUCCGUCGUGUGGCCCUGGCUCGAGCCGCUCGCCGGCGCUGCUGAGGAUGAGUACGAGCACCUCGGCUCCGUCUGGAGGCACAUGGCGAGGGACUGGACGGCGGGCGGGGCGGCGCAGACCGGGCAUCUGCGCGCGGAGGCGAGGCUAGCGUGGACGAUUGCGUCGGGGCUGCCCGGCGCUCGCGUGACCGGCUCAGAGGCGUCUGAGGCGCAGCUUCGUGGCUUAGAGGCGUCCGAGGCGCAGCUCUCCGCGGCGAACUUCUUCCUGCAGAGCGACGCCGUCGUGACGAGCUUCUUCCUCGACUGCGUGCCCGGCGUGGCGGACUCCCUCCGCUCGAUCCACGCGCUGCUGCGGCCGGGCGGGCCAACUAGCGGGCCUCUGUCUGCCCGGCGGGCUGUGGGUCUUUGCCGGCCCUCCAACCCACCCCCCUUGCAGCCGAUGCCAAGCAGCCAUCACAUCGACUGCGUUUGUCCUCCAGGCCCCCUCGCCUACCACUGCUGGCCCCAGCUGUGCCCUACCCUCGACCAGCUGGUCGGCCUCGCCUCCGAGGUCGGACUCACGCCGCUGGGCGAGCCGCGCCUGCUGCCCGCCGGCUACGUGCAGCGGCCGGGCGGCUUCGGCGCGCACGAGCACGCGUGGACGGCGGCGGUCCUCGUGUGCAGGAGGGGAGAGUGA